Molecule: messenger RNA, 501 nt
Organism: Trypanosoma conorhini
Lineage: Eukaryota; Euglenozoa; Kinetoplastea; Trypanosomatida; Trypanosomatidae
Exons: 1
Coding region: 1-501 (166 amino acids)
Source: RefSeq, a predicted model, not a curated record
AUGCUUCGGCAGAGUGUGGGGCUUCUGAUGCGGCAUAUAGGACAGGAUGUACCGAAACGACAUACCCACUUUGUCCUGGAGUCUAGACUAAUGUACGAAAAGUCAUUUCGCGACAAUUGGCUGUACAGUGUUUGCCGUGCCGUUUCUCAGCUCGAUGAGCCGUUAUCCAAGACGGUGUCAGGAAAUCGACAGAAGAUGUUACAACGCAAGGUGACAUGCUUUCAGUAUAAUCAAUAUGGACUAUUCAAGGUGCCGUAUUAUCGUUUAGCCAACGUCGAUCGCUAUUACGCGGUCCAGGGUGUUCCAGGAACGCGGGAAUGGGUUCCAUACGCCAACGUUUCGUACUGGACGAUGAACAAGAUGGUGCGUAGUGGUAACUUAUUGGUGCAUCGGGUGCAUUACACCGGCUGGGGCACGGACACGCAUCUCAAGAGGGGUGGCUGGGAUCAUCGUUGGAAUAAAGUCAUGCAACGCAAUACUCUGCAGUACUCUCGAAUCUAG